This is a messenger RNA of Cyprinus carpio (common carp), 4806 nucleotides long. Its product is annotated as copine-9-like. Lineage: Eukaryota; Metazoa; Chordata; Actinopteri; Cypriniformes; Cyprinidae. The record is from RefSeq and is a predicted model, not a curated record. Gene Ontology annotation, biological process: cellular response to calcium ion. Gene Ontology annotation, cellular component: plasma membrane. Bases 565 to 2235 code for a protein of 556 amino acids. The transcript is spliced from 21 exons. Gene Ontology annotation, molecular function: calcium-dependent phospholipid binding.
CAUAGUGCUUUCCGAUUUAUCAACGGAUUCAUAACUCGUGUAUUGAUAUGUGGUGCUGAGGAAUACUUGAGUAUUUUUGUUAUUUAUACUGCGCAACAUCGACGUUUACCACAGCUCAACCGGAUUUUAAAAGCCGUGGGCGUUUGAAAAAACUGGAUAUUUGAAAAAUCGUUUCCCCACAUCAAUAGAUUAAACGUCCCCAAAGGUUUCAGAUCCAUAUCUGACACCACAUCUCAUAAAUAUUGGAUGGCUUCUGUAAUAUUAAAAAUUGAUGUUUUCAAUUUAAGUUUUCAAAGCGGAGUCGGAGUGUCCGCGGUGAGGGAGGGCGAGAGGAGGUCCAGUCAGACUCUACCUGCUGCCGAUCAAACGCGCGCGCUGUCUCCUCAGGUGCGCGAGGGGGUCACACUCAACCGGACCGAUGAUGUUCGCUCAGUCCAAAUUGUAAGGAAAGCCGCAUCUCUGCGCCAGUUUGGUGGGCUCUAUUGCACGUGUGACGCCUGAGACGAGUGAGACCCAGAUUUUGGAGUCAUUUGAAGACUUAUCUCAAACUCCCGAGGAGCUGCAAUGGCAUCGAUCGGGGAGUUUGAUCCGUUAAACAGCAGCGUACCUGCCACCAAAAUAGAGAUCACCGUCUCGUGCAGGAAUUUGCUGGAUGUUGAUACCUUCUCAAGGUCAGCACCAGUGGUUGUGUUGUAUGUUCAAGGAAUUGGUACUAAGGAGUGGAGAGAGUUUGGUCGAACAGAAGUGAUUGACAACACUCUGAACCCGGACUUUGUGAGAAAGUUUGUCUUGGAUUACUUCUUUGAAGAAAAGCAGAACCUUCGGUUUGAUGUAUACAAUGUGGACUCCAGAAGCUCAAACAUCUCAAAACAUAAGUCCUUCCUCGGCCAGACUUUCUGCACUCUAGGAGAGAUUAUUGGGUCCUCUGGGUCAAGACUCGAGCGGGUGCUUUCGGGCAUUCCUGGGAAGAAAUGCGGGAGCAUUAUCUUCACAGCAGAGGAACUCAGCAAUUGUCGGGACAUUGCAACCAUGCAACUCUGUGCUAACAAGUUGGAUAAGAAGGAUUUCUUUGGGAAGUCUGAUCCCUUCCUGGUGUUUUACCGCAGCAAUGAAGACGGCACGUUCACUAUCUGUCACAAAACAGAGGUGAUAAAGAAUACUUUGAACCCUGUGUGGCAGCCCUUCACCAUCCCAGUGCGAGCUCUCUGUAACGGAGACUAUGACAGAACAGUGAAGGUUGAUGUUUAUGACUGGGACAGAGAUGGAAGUCAUGACUUCAUCGGAGAGUUUACGACCAGCUACAGAGAGCUGUCUCGCGGACAGAGCCAAUUCAAUGUUUAUGAGGUUCUGAAUCCUAAGAAGAAAGGCAGGAAAAAGAAAUACGUCAACUCUGGCACGGUAACACUUUUGUCCUUCAAAGUGGAAUCGGAGUACACAUUUGUGGACUUCAUUCGAGGCGGAACACAGCUGAACUUCACUGUAGCCAUAGACUUCACCGCCUCUAAUGGAAACCCAUCACAGCCGACAUCGCUCCACUACAUGAACCCGUAUCAGCUGAAUGCUUAUGCCAUGGCCCUUAAAGCCGUGGGGGAAAUCGUCCAGGAUUAUGACAGUGACAAACUCUUCCCUGCCUACGGCUUUGGAGCUAAACUCCCUCCUGAUGGCAAGAUCUCUCAUGCUUUUCCCCUGAACUCCGACUGUGAGAAUGCAAACUGUGUCGGCAUUGAAGGCGUGCUGGAGGCGUACUAUGACUGUCUCCGGAAAGUGCAGCUCUACGGCCCCACCAACUUUGCCCCUGUCAUCAACCAGGUGGCACAGUGUGCGUCAGAGGUGACAGAUGGCUCUCAGUACUUCGUGCUGCUGAUCAUCACAGAUGGUGUCAUUUCCGACAUGGUACAGACUAGAGAAGCUGUGGUCACCGCGGCAUCUCUGCCCAUGUCAGUCAUAAUUGUAGGAGUUGGCCCUGCUGAAUUUGAUGCAAUGGAAGAGCUGGAUGGAGAUGAGGUCAGGGUGUCCUCCAGGGGACGUGCUGCUGAGAGAGACAUCGUCCAGUUUGUGCCAUUCCGGGACUACAUUGACCGAUCCGGGAACCAGGUGCUCAGCAUGGCCCGCCUGGCCAAGGAUGUUCUGGCUGAGAUACCUGACCAGCUGCUGUCAUUCAUGAAGAGCAGAGGCAUUGAACCCAGACCAGCCCUCUCCCCCUCUCCCACACCACAGAUAAACGUCCACCUCUGAUCCUAAAGCAGUAUUUUAUUCUCAAACACAGCUAUAUGUUCACAUCUGAAAUCCCUGGGUCCGUCACUGGGGAUGCACAUUUUUACUUUCCACAUCGGUUAGCAGUAGCACAUAAUGUAGUUACAAUAAUAAUCAACUGAAAUCAGGAACACGUUAAUGUAAGUGUGUGGUGAUAAUCUUUAUAAUCAGCCAGUGAUCAAUCAAAAACACAACAGUUUGUGCUGGCCUUCGAAUGGAAGAUGUGGGAGUAUAAAGAGGGUAAAUUUACUGAAAAGAAAUGUCUAGGUCAUAUUUCCCCCACUAAUCUAAAGGUGAGAAAAACAAUAAAAUAAAAUUGUACAUAAAAUACAAUUUACAUUAAUUAAAAUUUAAUCCCAUAUACAGUUAAUGGAAAUGUAUUGCAUUGGGACGUUAUAUUUACAUACAUAAUUACUGAAUAUUUAGAAUUACUAAUAUUACAUGAAAUAAUUAUUUAUAUUACAUACUUUUUAUUUUUUCACCACUUAUUUUACAUUUUUAGUGAAAUCAAAAUGCCCUGAUUAAAUUAAAUAUGAUAUUUCAUAUUUUUAAUAUUUAUAUAUAUUUUUUUUCUCCUUUGUUUUUGUUUACAGCUUUUUUUAAAUUGUUUUAAUUGUUUUUAACUAAAUAAUUAAUUAACUUUAGAGACACUCUAGACUGCCUAUAUUUUGUGUUGAAAUAUCAUCUGGACAUUUCUUACUGAAAUUUCCCCAGGAACGUGAGAGUCUGUUUUCUCACACCCAGCAGAGACAGACAGAGGCUGUGCUGUACGCUGAAAUACCCAACCACGCAUGCACAGGUCACCUUUAACAUCAUCAUCUUUAUAUAUUUCAUGUCGUUUCAUAGGCCAAUAUAAUUUUUCAUUUUUUCACUGGCUGAAUUAGUUGCGCCUGCACACUCUUGAGUGUGUAAAUAUUUUCUAAUUUGUGCCCGAUUUUGAAAGGAGCUAAUAAGUAGCUACAUGUGGCAGAAAAACAGAUGCCUGUGCGGGAACACCGACGCACCCGGAGUCUUCCGCACAACUCGAGUGGAUGCAGCUAAUUACCUGCAGAAACAGAGGUGCCAAUCAGUGCAAUUCAACCAGAGAGAGGAAGAUUGAGGGAGGAAAUAUCCAGAGUGCAAUCAGCAGAGGUUAAUGGGCACAGGAGAUAAGCAGACGAAUGGUGUGACAAAGAUAAAUCAGGUGAUCAGCUGAACUACAUGAAAUGAGGGGGAUUUUUUUAAAUGCAGGGACAAAGGUGGAUUUUACAGGUGAAUCUCAUGGAGAAACGUCUGGGUCAUAUUUUACCCCAAAUCAAAAAAGGACCUUUAAGAUGUCAUGCAUUGUGACAUUUUUAUGAUAUUUCUUCCUCUUUUCCUCAUUCUCAUAACUAUAAAUUCUCAAUACUGUUAAAUUACCAGACCCAUUUUUUUUUAAAGUCAUCCUAAAUUCAGAAUGCUAUCUUUAUAUACACUUGCAAUUGCACUUUAAAAAUAUACUUUAUAAUUUAAAUUAGGUAUGCACUAUACUGUAUAUUGGUACCUUAUUUGUUAUUGGUUAAGGUUGAAUAUUUUUUUUUUUUUGCAUUUCAGUUACCUUUGGUUUUUCUAAUGCUCACCUAAAGUUUAUAUUUAAAAACAGUAAUUUAAACACUAAUAUGUCUGUCUUCAGCGAAUAUCUAAUUAAAUAUCUAUUUUUCAGACUGUACAUUAUAAGAGUUUACGAUGUUGUGAUGCCUAAAUUCACUUGUAGCAUUUACAAUAUUUUAUUUUUAUUAAGUAUUUUUAAUGCAUUUAGACAAAAUAUUUUAGAAUUUUAGUAUCAAUAUCGGUUUAAUAUAUAAGUUAUCGGUUAUAACAUGAAAAUGUUUAAAUAGUAAAAAAAAAAUAUAGUUAACAUCAGUGCAUAGCUAAUUAAAAAAAGUGUGUAUUGAAAUUAAUAUGCUCCUAAAUGGUAGAAAAUAAUGUCACAAUGCAAAAAACUCAAUUGUCCUAAAAAUAGGCUUGUUUUUCCCCACCUUUUGAAUUACAGUAGGGAUGACACAUGACCUGGACAUUUCUUGACUUUUUUUUCAUGGGGUUCACCCUUGCGUACACUGCCAUGUUGCAAAUUUCAUUCCAAAAAUGAAUGUAGACUCACUGAAUGUUUGCAGAGAUUGGAACAUUCCAGUAGAAUCUUUGAUUUUUCCAUUGUUUCAUUUUGCUGUACAUAAUGAAUAGUGCAAUAACCUUCGACAUGCAUUACUGCAUCUCACCACAAUUUAUGGCUGUAUUUCCAUCACAACCCUUGUUGCUGUGAUCAAAAUAUUGCUCAGAUACUUUCCUGUUGAAUACUGUUUUCUCCAUAUUUAUAUAUACUAUAAUCUGUCGGAAAUGUUCUAAAUGUUGCUCAACUGUAGAUUUGAAUGAUAUUUGUUUCAUAGUUAAGACAGAUAUAGUAAACAGCUGCUUGUGCCAAAGUGCUACCAUGUAAAACAUUCCUGCCAAGGUUGUGUAUCGAUAUGUGUGAGGAAAAAAUCUUCCUUUUAUAUCUCUUUGUCGUGUUUUUAAUAAAGCAUGAACGUCUUGUGUUGA